GAUGUUUCUGUAUUUCUGUUAUUUGUAAAUAUAGUCUUUUAUGUGUGUGUUAUCGCUAUCCAAAAUCAUUAGAGCUCGGAGAGAAAUGCAGAAGCAGCUGUGCCCAUAACAAAGAGAAUUAACUUAGGCAAGGUGCAUCCAGCUUGUGCUGCUUGCUAGCAGCUGACAUACUAGGAAACCUAGUUGGCUAACUACUUACCUGUAGUCACAUCCAGAAGCAGGAGCAUGAACCACAGACAUGGCAAUAUAUGGACUGUCUAUCACCAUUGGGAUACUGAUCAGUGGAUUACAUUGCUGUCUGAGUCCUGAUGAUUUUGUAGGUGCUAGAGCCCACGGGGAUAUUAUUAUUGGUGGUCUGUUUGCAGUACAUGGUAAAAUGGUCAACUCAGCCAAGGGAUAUCCCCAAAGGCCAGUUAUUCAGAACUGUGAAGGAUUUGAGAUUAAAGGAUUCUUACAAUUACUGGCGAUGGCUCAUGCUAUAGAGAUGGUUAAUAACUCAUCACUUAUACCUGGUAUAAAACUUGGAUAUGAAAUUUAUGACACUUGUUCUGAAGCCACAUUGGCAGUUUCAGCAGCAUUACGUUUCCUGUCUACGUAUAACACUUCUAUGGAACUGCUGACAUUCAAAUGUAAUUAUUCGGAUUUUACACCUAAGGUUAAAGCUGUCAUUGGAGAUAGUUAUUCAGAAGUUUCUAUUGCUGUUGCAAGGUUGUUGAAUACUCAACUCAUCCCACAGAUCAGCCAUUCAUCAUCUGCUAAAAUACUGAGUGAUAAAUUUCGCUUUCCUGCCUUUCUGAGGACAAUACCGAAUGACUACUACCAAACUAGGGCUAUGGCAAAACUUAUUCAUUUCUCUGGCUGGAACUGGAUUGGAAUUAUAGUUAUGGAUGAUGACUAUGGGAGAUCAGCUCUAGAAAGCUUUGUCAUCCAGGCUGUGGAAAUCAAUGUCUGCAUUGCUUUUAAGCAGAUCAUCCCUGCUCACUUAUCGGACAGCACAGUAGAAACCUGCAUAGAUGAAACCAUCAAGAAAAUACUAAGUGAACCCAGAGUGAAUGUCAUUGUCACUUUUUUGAAACCUUCACUGGUGUAUAAACUUUUUAAAAAGUUAAUGGCAAAGAAAAUAGCAAAGACAUGGAUAGCUAGUGACAGCUGGUCUUUAUCCAAUGAAAUUAGUAGUAUACCAAACAUUCAGAAGAUUGGACCUGUCAUUGGAUUUUCAUUUAGAAGCGGAGAUACAACAUCUUUUCAAGACUACAUCAAAAAUCUACAUCAACAAAAAUUUGAGAUGAACCGUUUAUUGGACCAGUAUGCAGUACUUUUGUCUGACUGUCCUAAGAUGAAAUACAAUGAAAUGUAUGGCUGUGUUACCAAUUAUUCCAAGGAAGCCGUAUUUGAUAGAAGAACGGCCAAAACCAAGACACUCCGAGUUGAUUUUCUUUCAGCCACAGUACAUCCAGGGCUUGUCUACAGUACUCAGCUGGCAGUGAAUGCUAUAGCCCAUGCAAUUCGAAAGCUAUGUUCGGAUCGAAACUGCAAAAAUCGAAAUGCUUUUGCCCCAUGGGAGCUUCUACAGUCACUGAAAACUAUCAACUUCACCUACAUGGGAAGGACUAUUAAUUUUGACUCCAGUGGGGAUGCCGACACUGGAUAUGAUGCGCUGAUCUGGAAAACGGGCACUGAUGGAAAGAUUGAUUUUAAUAUAUUUGCUGAAUUUGAUGCCCAAAAAGAUAUGUUCAUAUUCACGAGCCAGGAUAAAGAGAAUAAGUUCAAACAUUUGAAGAAGAUCCGAUCUCGAUGUUCAGAUGAAUGUAAGCCCGGCCAAAUGAAGAAAUCAUCAAGGAGUCAGCAUACAUGUUGUUAUGAGUGCGUUGCAUGCCCUGAAAAUCACUAUACCGGUUCUUCAGAUAUGGUCUAUUGCUCUCAGUGCAAUAACAAGACUCAGUGGUCUCCAGUCAACAGUUCCAUAUGUUUCCAAAAGAAAAUAGAGUUUCUCCACUGGCAUGAUGGUUUGGCAAUUGUACUUCUUUUUAUUUCUUGUCUUGGAAUUUUGGCUAUCUUUGCAAUUGCAAUCCUGUUUGCUAAGAACUUUGAUACACCGGUCGUCAAGGCAUCUGGAGGCAUUCUUUGUUAUGUCAUCCUCAUUUCUAUUCUAUUAAGCUUUGUAAGUACAGUCUUUUUUAUUGGUGAACCAGUUGAGUUCAAGUGCAAAGUAAGGCAAACUAUGUUUAGUAUAAGUUUUACAACAGUGGUGGCAUGUAUUUUACUUAAGUCAAUCAAAAUCUUGUUGGCUUUCACAUUUGAACCAAAAGUUCACAGUAUUCUGAAGUUUCUCUACAAACCAUUUACUUUAGUGUUUGUGUGUAUCGGGAUUCAAGUGAUUAUUUGCACCACUUGGUUGGUAUUUUGGUCUCCACAUAUCAAAGAGAAUUUCUCUUUUCCAAGAACCAUCAUAUUGGAGUGUAAUGAAGGCUCCACUGCGGCAUUUGGUAUAAUGCUGGGAUAUAUUGCUGUCUUGGCUUUUGCCUGUUUCAUUUUUGCAUUUAAAGGCAGAAAACUGCCAGAGAACUACAAUGAAGCCAAAUUUAUAACAUUUGGAAUGUUGAUUUACUUCAUUGCAUGGAUCACUUUUAUUCCCAUAUAUGCCACUACAUCUGGCAUAUACUUACCAGCUGUUGAAAUGAUAGUAAUCCUUAUAUCAAACUAUGGCAUUUUGUCAUGUACAUUUUUACCAAAGUGCUACAUUAUCUUAUACAAACAAGACACCAAUACAAAGACUGCUUUCCUUAAAAUGAUCUAUAAAUAUUCUUCUAAAAGUGCUAGCACUCUUACAGUAAGCCAGGUUUCAUCCAGUUCUGCCCCAUUACCUGAUAGGCAUGGUUCUACACAAGAUACAUUACGAGGGCCAGUCAAAUCAUCCGUAAGUUGUAUAAGUAAUAGCUUUUCUUUUCAUGAGAUGCUUGUGACAACAGAUAUACCCCCCACAGGGAACAGAAACCUCACAAGAAAAAGAUUGUCAAGUAUUUGAUGGACCAAUAAUAAACU
This is a messenger RNA of Hyla sarda, 3042 nucleotides long. RefSeq names its product G protein-coupled receptor class C group 6 member A (gene GPRC6A). The coding region runs from base 239 to 3025 and encodes 928 amino acids. Gene Ontology annotation, biological process: G protein-coupled receptor signaling pathway. Lineage: Eukaryota; Metazoa; Chordata; Amphibia; Anura; Hylidae. The transcript is spliced from 6 exons. Gene Ontology annotation, cellular component: membrane. Gene Ontology annotation, molecular function: G protein-coupled receptor activity. The record is from RefSeq and is a predicted model, not a curated record.